GAAUGGAAAGAAAAUAUUAUAGAAGCUUGGUUAGACCAUGUCAAAGAAAUUAUAUGCAAUGGAAACGAAAAGGUUUAUGAGUAUAUCUUAUGUUGGUUUGCAAACAUCUUACAACAUCCAAGUGCUAAAAAUGAAACUGCUCUCAUUAUAAUUGGAAAACAAGGAACAGGUAAGAACACAUUCUUUACAGAUAUCUUAUGCAAACUGUUAGAAGGUUAUUCGAAUCCGAAUAUGACAAACUUAGAAAACAUCUGUGGCAAGUUUAACUCCUCAAUAGAGAAUAUGAAACUUAUAGUUUGCAAUGAACUUCAAAGUAUAGAUACAACAAAAGUUUUAAACUCAGAUGCUUUGAAGAGUCUUAUAACAGACAAAGUUAGAGUUGUUGAAAGAAAGUAUAAAGACCAAAGAGUUUGUGAAAAUGUUGCAAACUUCAUUAUGGUUUCAAGCAAUGCUGUUCCGAUGAAGUUAGAAAGUUCUGACAGAAGAUAUGUAGUUGUCAGAACGUCAGAUUCUCAUAUGCAAGAUACAGAAUAUUUUGACGACUUAGCAGAAACUUUGACACCAGAGUUUUACAACCAUUUGUUCUCAUACUUUAUGACAUUAGAUAUUUCUAAGUUCAAUCCAAGACAAAUUCCACAUACCGAAGAGAGACAAACAUUGUUAGAAGCAAACAAGAGUGUUUAA
Messenger RNA from Trichomonas vaginalis G3, 684 nucleotides. RefSeq lists its product as uncharacterized. Lineage: Eukaryota; Parabasalia; Trichomonadida; Trichomonadidae. The annotation marks the transcript as partial. The transcript has a single exon. The record is from RefSeq and is a predicted model, not a curated record.